AUGCAGGACACGAAGAGAUUGCAGGAGUUCAUGGAGCUGGUCGGCAGGUUGAAGCACAUGAAAAGGACAGGAUGGGUAAAACGGAAUAUACCUGAUCCUGAAACAAUUGCGGGACAUAUGUAUCGAAUGGCGAUGUUAUCAUUUUUGGUGGAUGGAAAAGAAAAUUUAGACAAAACCAAAAUAAUGCAGAUGACGUUAAUUCAUGAUUUGGCCGAGUGUAUUGUGGGAGACAUAACACCUUACUGUGGCAUACCACCGGAUGAAAAACAUAGAAUGGAAGAUGAAGCUAUGGAGGAGAUUUGCAAGCUGCUAGGUGAUAAGGGACCUGAGAUACUACAAAUAUUUCGUGAAUAUGAAAAACAGGAAUCUCCUGAAGCACUGUACGUAAAAGACUUAGAUAGACUAGACUUGCUGAUGCAAGCGUACGAGUACGAGAAAAGGGAUAACAUUCCGGGAGAACUGGAUGAGUUCUUCGUCGCGAUUAAUGGCAAGAUCAGACAUCCUUUUAUUAAUAAAAUCGCCGUUGACAUAACCGAAGAGAGAGACAAGUUGUGUCGCAAUAUCAAUAUCUCAAAAUAGCAUAAGUAAUAAUUUAAUGACGAAAACCUGGAAAAAUAAGGUUGUAGAUAGCUCAAAUGAUAUUUUAAGCGUUAAUCCGGUUACCAUAUCGUGCAGUAUGAAACAACGGCUAUUAAUAUUAAACGUAAUUUUAAUACAUAAGAUUUUGAUAUAGGUAGUAUAAAAUAAGCAUCUAAAAUUCUGUCAUUUAUGAUUUAAGUUAUUUGAUCGUUCGUUGCGCUGAGAACUGAUCAUAUAGGUAAGAAAUUUAUGAGUUUAAAAUUUUGGAUGUCUUUCUACAUACCAAAUUAAUAGUUUUCUUUUAAUUAUUUUCUUAUUUAAAGUAUUGUGGAGUGUAAAAUAUAAACGUAUAUUUUACAUAUCUCAUUUAUGUUUAUUUUAACGUAGUCAAUUUUUGAUGCAGUAAAGUGUUUACCAAAUAUUACUUUUUAAACGUUACAUACAUUUCACAAAGAGAAGAAAGUUUAUCUUUAGAUAUUUCUUAUAGGAAUGGAUAUUAGUUUAAGCACUUUUAUGUGCGGUUUAAUUAACGGCAACGAAGAAAUAUGUAUAAUCACUGCCUUUUUAUUUAAAAAAAUGUAUGUAAGCGAUUUUUCAGUCCUGUCAAUUUGUUGACAAUUCAUUUUGUGUUGACAUUUCACUUUUGUGUUGCUUUAAUGUGAUUAGUUAUUUUUUGAAAUUCUCAUCAUUUUGUUCAUGAAUGUAAUAAUGCGUUUUAAUAUAUGUUUCAUGCAAAACAA
Molecule: messenger RNA, 1319 nt
Organism: Temnothorax curvispinosus
Lineage: Eukaryota; Metazoa; Arthropoda; Insecta; Hymenoptera; Formicidae
Product: HD domain-containing protein 2
Exons: 4
Coding region: 1-579 (192 amino acids)
Cellular component (GO): cytoplasm
Molecular function (GO): 5'-deoxynucleotidase activity
Source: RefSeq, a predicted model, not a curated record